CGUCGAAUCGUUUCGGAACGUAUUGCCCACCGGACUUCGCCGUCGUUGACUUGCAAGUUAGCAUUACCACCGGCUGGACCGGAAAAGGCGGCAGGAGAACGAGUCGAUACCUUUCAUAGUUCAAUAAACGGCUUGGCAGCCUCUCGCCCGCUACAAAGAUGGUAACAAGCGACCAAGUCAACUACCUAAUAUACCGCUACCUCGUCGAAUCCGGCUUCACCCACUCCACCUUCGCCUUCCAACAAGAAAGCUCCCUGUACCGCCGGAACAUCCGCGGGUCACACAUCCGCCCAGGGGCACUGAUCAACCUCCUCCAAAAAGGACUCCAGUACGCCGAGAUCGAGCUCCAUGUCAACGAAGACGGGACGGAGAAGAAGUGCUCGGCGCCGUUUUCGCUCCUGGAGCCGCAUGAGUGUGUGAUUGAGGGGGAGGAGAAGGCGGAGAGUGGGAGGCCGGCGAAGAGGGCGAGGAGGGAGGAGGUUGCGACUGGGGGGCGGAAGGAGAAGAAGGAGGAGAAGAGGCAGGGGAGGGGGGAGAGGGAGCGGAAGGCGAAGAAGGAUGCGAGGGAUGAGGAGGCUGGGGCAGAAGUUGAAGAUGCGGCCGUGGACACCGUCAUGAUUGACCAAUCUUCAGUUUCGAAAUUGACGCAUCCCUCCGAGGUACUCAGAUGCUCAUGGAGCCCAACAAAGCCGCAGUUCCUAGCAUCCGGAGGUCGUGACGGGAAAGUCCGAUUAUGGCAGAUCUCAACAAAAGGAGGCGAAGAGACAAUCGAAGAUCGCGAGCUGGCUAUGGGCGACAGCGCAACGGCGAAGGGGUCGACGGGGUUGAAUGGCAUAUCCGCGUUGGAGUGGGCGCCGUCAGGAGCGUUGGUAGCAGCCGGAACUGUAGACGGUCGCAUAUUUGUCUGGACCCGCACAGGCGACCUAAAAUUCACCGAGAAGCACCAUGCAGGCGCCAUCAUCGCCCUCGCAUGGUCCCCCUCCGCCAACUUCAUCGCCACCGGCAGCCACGACAAAAUGAGCAUCAUCUGGGACGUCGAGAGCGGGCAGGUCCGGCAAAAGAUCGAUUUCCACGAAGGGCCCGUGUUGAGUGCCGAUUGGCUGGAUGAUGGAACCCUGGCGACAGCUUCGAGUGAUAAUCAGAUUUAUGUGUGUGUUAUGGGGGAUAUUGAGCCUUUGAAGCAGUUUUCGCAUAAGGGCGAUGUAAACAAAGUAGUAUGGGACUCCACCAAAAAAUACCUCGCCUCCUGCUCCGACGACGGCACCGCCAAGAUCUGGACCAUGGACCGCGACGAACCCCUCUGGACCGCCAAGGGCCACAGCAAGGAGAUCGUGUCACUGUGCUGGUGUCCCGGGUCAGAUAAUCCCAUCUUCGUCACAGCGGGAGUAGACCGCACCCUCCGCCUCUGGGACGUGCUUAAACAGGAACUGUUGCACACGUUCACGCACGAUGCGGAUGUUUUGUGUGCGGAUUUUACGCCCAAUGGGAAGUUUUUGGCCAGUGGGGAUGCGGAUGGGAGGGUUUGUGUUUGGAAUGUUAAGGAUCGGACCCUGGUGAAGACGUAUGCGGGGGAGAAGGGCGAGGAAGUUGAUGUGCAGGUUAAGUGGAAUGCGAAGGGGGAGAGGUUGGCUGUUGCGGCUGGGGGUGUCAAGAUCGCCGUUUUGCAAAUCGCACCGCGGUCGUGAUGAGAUGCCCACUGCGGUCGA
Fimicolochytrium jonesii is the source of this 1706-nucleotide messenger RNA. RefSeq names its product WD40-repeat-containing domain protein. Gene Ontology annotation, cellular component: Set3 complex. Gene Ontology annotation, biological process: regulation of transcription by RNA polymerase II. The record is from RefSeq and is a predicted model, not a curated record. Gene Ontology annotation, molecular function: protein binding; transcription corepressor activity. The transcript has 9 exons. NCBI's taxonomy places the organism in Eukaryota, Fungi, Chytridiomycota, Chytridiomycetes, Spizellomycetales, Powellomycetaceae. Bases 159 to 1685 code for a protein of 508 amino acids.